Molecule: messenger RNA, 743 nt
Organism: Amphiprion ocellaris (clown anemonefish)
Lineage: Eukaryota; Metazoa; Chordata; Actinopteri; Pomacentridae
Product: troponin I, fast skeletal muscle-like
Exons: 7
Coding region: 115-630 (171 amino acids)
Biological process (GO): muscle contraction
Cellular component (GO): troponin complex
Source: RefSeq, a predicted model, not a curated record
AGAGCCCUCAUAUAUAAACCUCAGGGAUGAUUCCUUCCCACUGCCGCUGGUCAGUGCUGCCCUUCUCCUCAACUUUCUGUCCUGUCGUAGGUUGUGAAAAAAGAAACCGCCAACAUGUCUGACAAAAAGAUGACUUCGAGCCGCAGGCAUCAUCUCAAGAGUUUGAUGCUGCAGAUUGCGGCGUCCAUGAUGGAAAAGGAGAAAAAGGAACUUGCCGUUGCCAAGCAGGCCUACAUGGCUGAGAAAUGUCCUGCUCCCAACCUGAGUGGAGACCAGAGCGCCCUCAUGGAAACCUGUAAAAAGUUGCACGCCCUUAUCGACGCAGUGGAUGAGGAGAGGUACGACCUGGAGGCCAAAGUGGGCAAGGCUGAUAAAGAGAUCGAUGACCUGAAGAUCAAAGUGGUGGACUUGGCCGGAGUGAAAAAGCCUGCUCUGAAGAAAGUGCGUAUGUCUGCCGACGCCAUGCUGAAAGCUCUUCUGGGCUCCAAACACACAGUAAAUAUGGACCUGAGGGCCAACCUGAAACAGGUCAAGAAGGAGGUGAAAGAGGAGCCUGCGGAGGCGGUCGGUGACUGGCGUAAGAACAUUGAGGACAAGGCUGACAGGAAGAAGAUGUUCGAGACUGCCUAAAGAACUUAACUCUGCUCCUGUAGCUGCUCUGGGCCGUUAGAACUUUUUAUCGAAUUUCAGGAUUUUUUCAGUUAAUUGAAAUACCUCUUGUUUCAUUAAAUCUGUAAGUUUCA